Messenger RNA from Paramecium octaurelia, 1293 nucleotides. The record is from the annotation of a GenBank genome assembly. NCBI's taxonomy places the organism in Eukaryota, Ciliophora, Oligohymenophorea, Peniculida, Parameciidae.
AUGAGAAAUUUCAUCAAAUAAUUUACAGAAUUAUCUAUUGUUCCCUCAUUAUCAGAUUUUAUACGAAUACCUAAUUUGAGUCCUUAAUUCGAUAAUAAAUGGCAAUAAAAUUAAUUACUUGAAGAAGCCUGCAAUCACAUUGUUAGAUGGAUUGAAAACGAAAUGAUGGAUAUACAAAAAGAAAUAACGAUUUUACAAAUACCAAAUUCUCCUGGAUGUAUUGCAGUAAAAGUAUUUGGAAAUUAAGAACAAAAUAAGACAAUUCUAUGUUAUGGACAUUAUGAUAAGUAACCUCAUUUUGUUGGUUGGAAAUACGGCCCCACCACUCCAAUCAUAGAGAAUAAUAGACUCUAUGGAAGAGGGUCUGCAGAUGAUGGUUGUGUACCAUAUGCAAUUAUUGCAGCCAUUAAAGCAUUAAAAUAAUUCAAAUAAAAUUAUCAUGAUUGCUAUUUAAUUGUAGAAGGAGAGGAGGAAAGUGGAAGCCUUUCAUUAAUUUAAUACAUUUAAAUGUUAAAGAUAUCAAAAAUAGAUCUUAUGAUUGCUAUAGAUUCUGGAAUUGUAGAUUAUAAUAGAUUAUGGAUUACUAAUUCAAUGAGAGGAGCAAUUACAUUUGAUAUUAAAAUAUUCUAAAGUGAGAACGCAUUUCAAUGUCUGAGAAGUUUGCUAAAUAAAUUAGAAAACUCAAUCACAGGGGAAGUUGAUUCACAAUUUUAAACUAUUAUCCCCUAAACCAGUUUUGAGGAAUGUUAAACAACAGCCUAGCUUGUUCCACUAGAAUUCCCUAUGACUUGUCUCAAAAUGGAACCUGAUCAUGUUUAAUAAUACAUCAAUAGAGCGUGGAAACCCUCAGUCUCUUAUAUAGGGGGUUUAGAGGAUUUGAAUGAAGAUAGUGAUGAAUUGACAAUAAGAAUUUCUAUGAGAUUGCCUCCGAAUAAGGAUGCUUAAGAGGCUUCUAAAUAGCUAUCAGAACUAUUAACAACUUAGUGGAGUUAAGUUGAAAUCAUAUAGGCAAAAACAGGUUUAGCUGUGAAGCCAUUUAGUAGUGAGCUUAAAAAUGUGUUGAAUGAGGCUUCAAUUUAAAAUUUUGGAAAUGAGAUGAGAAUGUUUCACGAAGGAGCAUCAAUUCCCUUUUUAAAUUCUCUGUAUUAAUUAUAUCCUGAAUCUGAAUUUUUGAUUUUGGGAGUUCUAGCACCAGAUUCAAAUGCACAUGGUCCAAAUGAAAAUUUAAACAUAGAAUAUUUGAAUAACUUAAUUGGUUGCUUGGCAUAUAUAUUCACAAGUUAACACAUUUGA